CGUGUUUGGACCAAUCCUUGCCGAAAACCAUUGCCACACAAAGCUUUAUGACAGACCAUCAAGCUCCCCAAUGGCUUGCACAACUGAGUGAAGGAAAGCCGGCAAGCAUCACUCAAUAGAAAUGCGAAAACUCUUCGCUCGGGAAUGGCUUUGCUACGCCUUUGGACGUGAAAUUCUUCGUUGAAACAUUAAGCCCUUGGGCGGGAUUUUAAUUUCUCUCAUUACUCAAACACUCCCAAAGCAAAACUCGCUCCGUCCCUCCCUCCCUCGCUUCCCAAAAACCGCCCAUCAACGAAAUUUAAUGAAAUCUCGUUUCACGCCCUUCGGCGAAGGCGAACAUUAUGGAUAAUUUAUGCAAUCAUUGUAGACCGAAUCCCCUAGACCGCUCCCCGCUUUGGCAUUCCUGAAGCGAGCGGGAAGAGAGUUUGGGAACGAUUCCCAGUAAUCGUUUCUUUCCGCUGGAUAGGGUUCCUCUGGGCCUGGCACGGGCGCUAUCCGAAAGCGAAGCGGAGCAUUCACAAAGAAUGUUUCUCUGGAGAGUGAGAAAAAAAACGGCUCAUAACGCGUAUCGUGCCUUUCUUGCCAAUGGCUCAUAUAUUAGCCAACUCCUUCGUCAUUCGAGGCAUUCGCCAAAGCACCGAGGCUCAACUCUACCCACCCAGGCAGGCUACAAAACCUUCAGUUAAAUUAUUCAUUGCAAUUAAAUGCUCGUUGAAUCUUUACUCAUUUAGCUUGACGCUUUUUACAGACGUGUGUCAGCGUCAUCUCCCGCUGGUUUUACUUUUAGCUGUUUGGCACAGUUGAUGCCUACUGACACACUAACUUGGACAAUGUUAUUCCGAAAGACUAUUAACAAUAACAGCCUAAUACAUCCCUGUUCGCCAAUUUUCAUUCAAAACAUUCCUUCAUUUGUUAAGGCUUAUUUGUAUACAGAAUGAUUCUUUAUGCAAGAUGUUAAUAUCAAAAACUAUUUCUCACUACUUUCAAUCAUUGCUAUGGGGUAAAAAUAAAGAACCAAUGAGAAACAACAUACAAUUACUCUGCCGAGCAUACAGAACACAUUGCAAGUUCCCACACCGCUAUUCAAAGACAAUGAGUUGUUGAUAAUGAGGUAAGUGAACCUCACAACAACUGCAAGCAAAAUUACCAACAAGCCUAUGAUUAUUGAAGUAUCCUUGAACUGCACAUGCCAAACAAACGGCACUAUAUCGCCGUAAGCCCGAUCAGUUACAGCAAUGCAAAGAUACUGCAAUAUUGUCAUCAUUUGUUGUAAUGAUUUAUUUAUUGAACCUACAACUCGUACUAUCCAUCAGUGGAACCAGCUGGUUCCUUUCCCUUGAAAAAAUGUGCUCUAUACUUGUAGGCCCUUCAAACGAUAGGCUCAUCACUGGUCAAUAUUUGGCCAACAUAAGCCAGCCUGGUUUGUUGAAUAACUAUUAUUACGAAAAUGGAUCGUAUUGGCUGUAUCGUUCCCGCAGUCUUCUUAUAUAUAACCGAUUCACUACUCCAGCUGCAGCAAACAAGUCAAUAGUCAACUCGCCGAAAGUACACAGCAUGAAGCUAUUCCAGAUUGACGAUCCACGUGAGGUCGUCCCGAUCGGUUGCCGGCUGCUGAAGCUAUUCGGUCUGGGGCGUGACGAAAAGCUGAAGCUUCUCUACUGGGUCCAGUGUGUGUUUUAUCUCGUGUUUAGUAUAAUACCACGCGUCUUGGUACAGAUCGACGAUACGAUAAUGUUGCUUCGGUUAGGCUCCGAGCUCGCUUUUGUCUCGUACCUUUACUCCCAAAUUUUGGGCCUGUAUUUUCGACGCAGUUAUCUGUAUCGGCUGGUGGAUUUGCUUCAAACCUGCAUAAACAAACAGUACUCGGAAUCGAUCGAUCAAUUUGUGAUCAAAUCGAAUGCCAAAAUCAACAAACUUUCUGUGACUUGCUGCAAAUAUUUUACAAUUGCGUACGUUCUGUACUGUGCGAUGCCACCGAUAGCAUCGAUCGUUGUGUACGUGCGCAACCAGCGUAACAAGACGGCAGAACCGGAAGAGUUUAUCAUUUCCAGCGAGAUGAAGUGCGUGUGAGGUUUAACAUUACAGUAUCUACUGUUUAUUGAAACCCCUUUUUUU
Anopheles gambiae (African malaria mosquito) is the source of this 2115-nucleotide messenger RNA. RefSeq lists its product as uncharacterized. Lineage: Eukaryota; Metazoa; Arthropoda; Insecta; Diptera; Culicidae. The transcript has a single exon. The coding region runs from base 1273 to 2070 and encodes 265 amino acids. The record is from RefSeq and is a predicted model, not a curated record.